CCACCCACGAUAGAAAUGGUCACAAGUGAGAUGUGCAAUAACCCUUCAAACGUUAUGCCAUGUGAACUGAUGGGGAAGCUGUCAUUGGAGUACACGCGACAAAAGAUAAUGGAGCUAAGAGUAAAGAGUAACUGCCUUGGUUUGGAUACAAGUUCCGAAGCCACUGAAGAUGAAAAAUGUGCACUGCUUGAGGAUCUCCCAGAACAGUCGGUGAAGUUAGCUACGGUAAGGCAGCGAAUCUCUUUAAACUCUUUAGCCGACUGUCAAGUGAUAGUUUACAUCCCAUCUUAA
Messenger RNA from Strongylus vulgaris, 291 nucleotides. Lineage: Eukaryota; Metazoa; Nematoda; Chromadorea; Rhabditida; Strongylidae. The record is from the annotation of a GenBank genome assembly.